Messenger RNA from Tarenaya hassleriana, 503 nucleotides. RefSeq lists its product as uncharacterized. Bases 70 to 327 code for a protein of 85 amino acids. The record is from RefSeq and is a predicted model, not a curated record. NCBI's taxonomy places the organism in Eukaryota, Viridiplantae, Streptophyta, Magnoliopsida, Brassicales, Cleomaceae. The transcript has 3 exons.
CAUUUUCUCGGCAACCAAAUAACUCCUUUCCAGAUUUUCGCAGAAUCAACCCGCGGACAAAGGUUCACCAUGAUCAGCGUUCUCGCUCAGGAGCGUCUUCUUGGCGCCACGCUGGGAAGUGCGUUGACGGGAUUCAUCGUUUUUGAACAACGGAAGCGCAUCUACGAAUCCAUCGCUGAUCGCGAUUCUGAACCUGGAAUCCAGUCUCAGGUAAAAGAACGCAUGUUUGGGAAGAAAUCCCGCCUGGAAUUUGCAUCUGUGUGGAACAAAGCUGUGGAUCAGACGUUUGGGCCUGUGAUUGAAUUCCUUAGUUCACGUAAAUGGUAGAGAUGGAAUAGUUCCUCCUUUUGCGGAAUUGUGUACUUCAUUGAGACCCAUGUGUUCGAUUGUUGUCCUCCUCGUCCGAUAUCAUUUUUAGAUGCUGAGAAACCAUGAAUCUGGGAUGUUCUUGGAUGUAAACACUCAGUUGUAUGACCUUAUCAGAAUACAGCUCUAUUUCUAUC